Aureobasidium melanogenum CBS 110374 is the source of this 903-nucleotide messenger RNA. Its product is annotated as mitochondrial carrier. Bases 1 to 903 code for a protein of 300 amino acids. Gene Ontology annotation, biological process: succinate transmembrane transport; phosphate ion transmembrane transport; thiosulfate transport. Gene Ontology annotation, molecular function: oxaloacetate transmembrane transporter activity; malate transmembrane transporter activity; thiosulfate transmembrane transporter activity. Lineage: Eukaryota; Fungi; Ascomycota; Dothideomycetes; Dothideales; Saccotheciaceae. The record is from RefSeq and is a predicted model, not a curated record. The transcript is spliced from 2 exons.
AUGAGCGGCAGCACUGGAGGGAUUGUGACAAUGACCGCAAACCAUCUUGAUGGGGCACCCGUACCUCCUCCUCCGAUCACCCAGAAGCUCUUCAUCGAACUCCAUCCCACCGUCAUUGAGAAAGACAACUCUAUCCAUCCCGAGCAUGGUGUUAUUCACUACCCAUUCUGGUUUGGAGGAUUGGCAAGCUGUGUUUCAAGUGUUUGCACACAGCCUCUAGGAUUGAGCGCAUCACUCACACGAACUUUCUUCUACUCGGGCGUCCGCUUCGGCAUGUACGAGAAGCUCAAGGAGCUGGGGAGCACUUCCACUCAUGCACCAUCUGGUCUCGCCCUCGCUAUGAUGGCUGCAUCCUCGGGCUUUACCGGCAGCGUGUGCAGCAACUUCGCCGAUGUGGUGUGCCUUCGCAUGCAGGCCGAUCCUGGGUUACCACCGGAGCUGCGUCGUAAUUACAAGAACAUUGCCGAUGGUCUACAAAAGAUGGUGCGUACAGAAGGAUGGAACAGCAUCUGGACUGGUGUUUGGCUUGGAGCAGGCAGGGCAGCGAUUGGUACUGCUACUCAACUGGCUGGAUACGACAUCAUCAAACGUGAAUUGAUGAAGAGAACCUUAAUGGGCGACAAUGUACCCACCCAUAUCACGGCCAGUUGCUUGGCAGGCUUUUUGUCCACCUUCAUCUGCAGUCCUCUGGACGUUUUCAAGGCCCGGUUUAUGACUCGAAAAUCUUCAGCUCACAGUAUGGCCGUCAUGCUUGAGCGUACCUUCAAGAAUGAAGGCUAUACUUGGAUGUUCAAAGGUCUCACACCUGCCUUGAUCAGCAGGGCACCUUCUACCAUCAUCACUUUUGUCACUCUUGAGCAGUUGAGAAGAGUCUAUCGCCACAUGCACGGUUUGCAGGAAUAG